This is a messenger RNA of Toxotes jaculatrix (banded archerfish), 7018 nucleotides long. RefSeq names its product interferon-induced very large GTPase 1-like. Bases 1082 to 6379 code for a protein of 1765 amino acids. The transcript is spliced from 6 exons. The record is from RefSeq and is a predicted model, not a curated record. Lineage: Eukaryota; Metazoa; Chordata; Actinopteri; Toxotidae. Gene Ontology annotation, molecular function: GTP binding.
UUGGUUUUGGGUUUUUUUUAAAUUGAUUACAGCAAGAUAUUUCAUACAGCCUGCAGGUAUACACUCUGGUAAAAAAAAAAUGCUGAAAGCUGGUUUAAAAUGCAACUAGUCUGUAUAGAAUCAAAUACAAGAUGACUGUGAUUCCGAAGCAUCCUCUUUAACCUCUUACCACACGUGUGUGAUCACUGUUAACUGGGCCUCAGCAGGUGUGGAACAUCCUGUUAGAGCUGUAAAGCAGCAGUUGCAGUAUGCAAGUUCAGAAUCCAGUGUUAUCCAAUCACCUCUGAGCAUUAUGUUUUUACCAUAUAUGGAGGAUAGCAGGAUUUUCUCUUGUAGUCCACUCCUAUAAAUCGGAGGCACAGAAGGAAGUAGAGUUUCUUCUGCUUGCUUUUUCUCUUUGUUGCAUGUUGCUGUUUGACCAUUGUUGUUUAGGAUUCUUGGUUGAGGGAGGGGGGGUUAUUUGAAGAGAGGAAGACUUUUUGGUUGCACACCAGCAAGUGUCAGAAACAGAUUGUUCAUUCUUCAAUCAAAUCAAAGUUCCCGAGGUUUGGUCUCUUCUCUGAACACUGUCUGCAACAGCUGUGCUGUUACAAGUAGGAACUUCCUGGAGGACAGACUGACACUAGUGUAAGCAUGAGACACUGUUAAAUUUAAGUCUGACUGCUCUAUUUAACAUCUUUAUGCUUUUAACAAUUUAGUGCUAAAGUGUAAAUUGAUUUGUCCUGAAUUAAAUUGCAGUUGUUGCUAAAUUGUUGACUUCAGCACAUAUGGUGUGAUCUUGAGCUAGCAAGUAAUGUUCACAAAUAGUUCCAAUAUUUUGUAGCUGGAAAUUAGCCUUUUUAAAACAGUAAAAUAAACAUGCAGGAGAAGAUUUGCAUUAGUUGCAUUUGCAACUAAUCAGUUUUGCCAAAUACAACUUGAAAUAAACACUUUUCUUACAAUGCCAUUAAUCAAGUAUCUCACCAUUGAUAUUUUUUUACUAGGUUUUCACUGGAAGUGAGAGAUGAAGACUGCAGACCCUCCAGCAUUUGUUCCAAUAUUAGUGUGUGGUCACUGGUGAUGUUCUAAAUAGGGAACAACAAUGUCACAGGAGGAUAUCUUGAAAAUUCUCGACGACUUGACAGAAGAGGAAUUUAAGCGCUUCAAAUUCUUUCUGCGGGACCGUGGGACUCUCAAAGGGAAACAAAGCAUCUCAAGAGUUCAGUUGGAAAAGGCGGACAGGGUGGACACUGCGUCUCUGUUGGUGCAGACCUAUCAACAUGCUGAAGUUAAGGAGUUAAUAACUGAGGUUUUAGUGAAGAUCAACAGAAAUGAUCUGGCGCAGAGCUGCUGCUCCGGACCGAAAGAGGAGUCAGUUAAAAUGGCAAGGAAAAGAAGAGCACACAACCAAGCACCUCGCAGGGCAUCAAAGCGCCAACGCAAGGAAGUGAAUGAGCCUGGUGAAGCUGGACACCCACAGAAGAGUGAUGAAAGCACAGUAAAAGAUUCUUACCCCAUGUCUCAUCCAUCUGCAACCAAUAAGAAAGGAACCUUGGAUGUGGACAUGAGUGGAAACAAAGAUAAGCAGUCAGUGAACAUUUCUGAGGCGAUCAACACAAAGACGCAAUAUCAGAGAGAAACUGAAACACUGCUUGGCAGACUUCACCUUCAAAACAAACUUCAGCACAAGUUGUCUCUGGCAGAUUUUCUUAAAAUAGGUCCACCUGUGAAACAGGACCAUGAGACAUCUGAGAAAGAUGUAGCUUAUUGUUUUCUUCAGAGGUUGAUGAUGUUAGACUACAGAGCCAGAUAUAUUCGUGUAAGACAAGACAACAGUUCAAAGUCUGUUCCAGUGUUUCACAGUGUUGACACAGAAGACUCUGGCUUAGAAGCUCUUUUCGGGAACAAUGCAGACAGUGGUCAAUCGAAACAGACUCAUGUGCAUCCAAUGGACGUUCAGAUGGCUGUAUUUCACUGCUCAGACAGCUUCCUCAAGCAGAACAUGAUGACAAAGCUAUCACAAUGUCAGUAUGCUUUACCUUUGCUAGUCCCUGACCCAGUCACCAUGGAAAUUGAGUGUCCUCUUUGGACAUUCAGGCAAAUUAAAAAAACAUGGAAGAUAACCAAUAUCAGGAAUGUUUCCAACACUCUCAUCAUGAAGAAUAUGUCCAUCUGCAACGCAGAGACAUCAAUGGUGUCAUUUUUCCGCCUGGGUUCACUAUCAGUGUCUAAAUCUCAGCUGAUGAACACCAUGAUCAACGAGCGUCACAGCACCUUCUUCCACAGAAACUCAACAGGAAGCACCAAAUCUUGCCAUCUGAUGAAUGGUGUGGCAGAGGUUGCCUGGUACUGUCCUGCUGGAAACCCCAACGAUGCCUUCACCGACUGCAUUGCCUUCUGUAAUCUCCAUGGUGAUGCUCUAUCGAUUGAAAAACAGCGAGAGAUACUGAUUGAAAAAUCUUCAGUUGUUGUUGUUCUGGUACCAACUUUGGAAAAAAGCCAUGAAAGUGCUGCCAUCAUCUCAGGCCUUUUCAGUUCUCAGAAGCCUCUCAUUGUUCUCACCGCUGAUAAUGAUUGUGGUGCAAUUCGGAUGAAAGAUGGAAAAUACAAAACAGGUCUAAAACACAGAGGGCUUUCAGAUGUUGCUGACGAACUGAAAAGCAUCAUUGGAGAGAUUUUGUCUCGACCACAUACAUCCUUCCAGCUUGAAACCAUGGCUAAGGUCCCUGGAAUCAGAGUGGAUGAAGAUGACACAUUCUGCCAAAAAGGGAAACAGGCUGCAAUGAAAAUAGUGAAGUUGCUUCAGGGGAUGAAUGUUUCCCAGAUAAAAGAUAAAGUCCUCCCUUGUCAAGGCAAACUGUGGCAUGAGUGGUGCAAACUAAACAAAGACCUGUAUCACCUCAAAGGACACAUUGAGAGGGAGAAAUGUAAAAAGAAAGAGGAAAUGAUGAAAAUACGACAAAAACAAUGCGAUGCUUCCUGUACAGGACCGAUGGCGUUGUUCAUUGAAAGCCUCUCGUCCUUGCCAUCAACAGACAAAGAGUAUUUCAUGAAAUGGAGUCAGAUCUUAAUAGAUGCCCUCACUGCCGAUAAUCUCACUUCAAUUCUCCAAAGCUAUCAUGAAAAAUGGUCUGAGAUCUUGGAUCUGAAGAAGAAGGAGAGUGACAAUCCUGGUCUUUUAAAAAGCAAACAAACGGAGCUUGAAGAACUAUCAAAUGAUCUGCAGAGAUCAACUUUUGGCUUGGAGCACAUCUUUAGAGAACUGGGACAGAUCUAUGAAGCCCAUAAAUCUCUAGGGCAACAAACAAAGGCGGGACAGAUUGACUGGUCCAAAUACCCUGAGCUGGCUGCAGAGCUCAUGAUAUUAGGGUACCCCAUGGAGCUGAUGGACGGUGAUGCAGGUCAUGUGCCUUUAACAUGGAUUGCAAGUCUAUUAGAGGAAGUAAAGAAAAAAAUAGGUGACCAGAGAGUUUUUGUGUUGUCAGUUUUGGGUGUACAAAGCAGUGGAAAAUCAACCAUGCUGAAUGCCAUGUUUGGGUUACAGUUUGCAGUGAGUGCUGGCAGAUGCACCAGAGGUGCCUUCAUGCAGCUGGUCAAAGUGUCAGAUGAGAUCAGGAUUGGCUUUCAGUUUGACUACGUUCUAGUGGUGGACACUGAAGGACUGCGUUCUCCCGAGUUGGCCGGUAACGCCACUCCUCACCAUGACAACGAACUGGCAACAUUUGUUGUUGGUCUGGGAAACAUGACAUUGAUCAACAUCUAUGGAGAAAAUCCAUCUGAGAUGCAAGAUGUUCUGCAGAUUGUUGUCCAGGCUUUCAUGAGGAUGAAGAAAGUUAAUCUUUGUCCAAGUUGUGUGUUUGUUCACCAGAAUGUUACUGAUACUGCAGCUGAGGAGAGGAACAUGCAUGCGAAGAGACGCCUGCAAGAAAAACUGGACAAAAUGGCCCAAGAAGCUGCCAAAGAGGAGGUGUGCGAUGCAGAAUGUGUCAGUGGUAUCACUGCAUUUGAUGUGGAAAAUGAUGUGAAAUACUUUGCCCAGCUGUGGGAAGGAAGUCCACCCAUGGCUCCUCCAAAUCCAGGAUAUAGUGAGAGCAUCCAAGGGCUGAAGAACACCAUCCUCUCUAAAGCUUCACAGUCUGCUGGGAUUACUCUGUCACAGUUCAAAAGCAAAAUUGAGGACCUGUGGAAUGCCCUGAUGAACGAACACUUUGUUUUCAGCUUCAGAAACACACUUGAAAUUAAAGUGUACAGAAAGCUUGAGGUCCAGUACGGGAACUGGACCUGGGACCUGAGGAGCAACAUGCUGACCAUUGAAAACAAGCUUUACACCAAAAUCGAAAAUGGAAGAUGUAGCAAGGUUGAGCACGACUAUCUUUCAAGAGAAAUAAAUAAAACCUAUGAAAAAAUCGAAAAAGAAAUGACAGCAUACUUUAAUGAUGACAGUGAAAAAGAAAUGUUGGUUCAGUGGAAAGGCAUAUUCGAAAAAAAAAUCAAAGAGUUUCUUGACGAACUGGUGAGAGGAGCGAAACGAAAACUGGAUGAAGUUAUCCAGCAGAAGAACGCUUGUAAAAAGCUUGAUAAUAGGAAGAAAACGUUUGAGAACAAGCUGCUACAGAAGAGCAAACAGCUUGCUCAAGUGUUAAAAGGCAAAGCACAAGAUGAAAAGACACUUAAAGAGCAGUUCGACUCUGUUUGGAGAGGCUUGGUGAGAGAACUAACUGCAGAUACAAAACCUAUUGAAGACAUCAACUUGGAAGAAGAUCAGUCGACUAUCCUUCAAGAGCUUGGCAUUGAAUGGAAACUCAUAGAUGAAUCCAAAAGGGGUGGCGAAUACAAAAUAAUCGCAGAGGUUAACGAUUAUUUCGAUUACGUGAGCCUCACCAAGCAACAGGAGAAUUGUGAAAGCCAAGAAUCUCAAAAGAAAGGAGGGACACGAGGCAAAAAGAAAGGUGUGAUUGCCUAUGUUAUGAAAAAAGCUAAUCAAGCUUACAGAAAGAUUACAGGAUCUUUUCAAGAUCAAGACCAAAAAGAGAUCAGAUCUCUGAUUGAGCGUGUUGAAAAAGAGUGUCUUGAUGGAAUUAAGAGCAAACCUGUUGCUACAAGAGGCUACAGAUCAACUUACUUGCAAGAAAUGGCCAACAAAGCAAAAAAAGAAGUGACAGAAUUUGAGUCAAAGCAAAACUAUGCUCUGAAGAAGGAGUUUACAGUUGAUCUCUUACUAUAUGUAUUUGACAGAGCAGAGAGUUGGCUUUCAGAGUCCCACAAGAAAUUCAAGACCAAAAAUGAUGCACACAUUUAUUUAGAAAGCAAGAAGGUACAGUACUACAACAUUUUCAGAAGCUUCUACAAAGGAAGCUCAUCUGCGUUUGUGCUUGCAGAACUGAUCUGCGAAAAACUGAAGGAUUCCACUGUUGAGGCUGUCUGUGACCAGUCUGCCAUUGAUCUGGCUACAGAGAUGAGGUGCAAUGUCACAGCCUUCAAUGGGAACAGGCUGAACUUGGAGAAACAUGUGUUGAAGUUUCUCGCGGAGGAGGAGGACUUCAGCGGUUUCAUGACCUACAUCAAACACCCAAGGACACACGUGGAGAAGUUCAUACAAGACAAGGUGCAAAAAUACAUCUUCACAGACCACAAAGACAACGUACUGAAUAUACUCAAGAAAAACAUUGCAGAUAAGAAACAACUUGUGAGUCAGGCUUUAUUCACUGCAACAGAGACAGUCAAACACCAGGGAGGAGACAUAGACAUGUGGCUGGAGGAAUUUUCCAGCUUGAUAAGCGAUGACCUGACAUUUGAUACCGCUUCUUCUCAAAACUUCAAGGACAUAAAUAAAUUUGACUAUCUUAAAGACAAAAUACAGAAAGAUUUUAAUAACAUCAUUAAGAAGAUGACAAAACUCUUACUGGGUAAGAUGAAGGAAUUAGCCGAGAAGUCUGAGGAAAGCAUCACUGAUCAUCUGUGCAAGUGCUGCUGGGAAAAGUGUCCAUUCUGUGGAGCGGUCUGCAUCGGCACAGAUGAAGAUCACAGUCCCAAAGACCACAGUGUCCCGUUUCAUCGAUCUGCUGGAAUCAAUGGAUGGCACUACAGAAACACAGUGGAAAUGGAUGUUGAUUUCUGCACAACAAAUGUUGCAAGUGAUGCAAAAUUUUACACUCGUGAUUCAGAAAAGUCCAUUCCCUAUAAACUGUACCGAACUGCUGGACCAAGGUAUGCUAAAUGGAGCAUUACCCCCGAUCAGUCUAAUAAGAAAUACUGGGAAUGGUUUGUGUGUCGAUUUCAGAAGCAACUGGAGGACCACUAUAACUACAAAUUCCAGGGCAGAGGGGAAAUUCCCAGGGAGUGGAAACGCCACACUAAGGAAGAAGCUAUUGAAAGUCUGGAAGAAAUGUACAAUCUGUGAGUGUUUUCAUGUGGUUCUUCAUGAAUCAAAGUCCAAUAAAACAACAUUCACGGACAUUCGUUUCCAUGAAGGUGAAGCAUAUGUUGUAAAUAUAUAUUGUAUUUUUUUUAUUUGUUCCUGAAGAAAGAGGAAGAUAACUGAUAAACUAGAUGCAUGUAAUGAUGAUAUUGUGAAGUUUUAUUGAAUUGAAAUACAUUAAAUGUGAAGUUCUGAAAUGUGUUCAGAAAUUGUUCACUUUUUUUUAUACAACAAAGAACAUAGGGCAUAUUUCUUUGAUAACCUGUUUAACUAUGUGAAAAUCCUGUCCAACAGUUGCUGCCAGUCUGUAUUUUUGAAUGUCGUAAGUCUCUACAGUUUAAGUUGAAUCAUGCUCAAUAACAUGUAAAACAUAACUGAUGAAGCGUGCUUUCUGUUUAAAAAGUACUGUUCGACUGUUUUAUGUUAAUCUCAUUUCAAACAUUUUAUCUACUUUGGCUUGAGCUUUGUUGUUUUGUUACAUUAGAAUCUUGUAAGUCACGUGAGGAGAAAAUAUAAGAUUUUUUUUGUUUAUUAAACUUAUCAUGUAGUAACAACAUCUCCUGAGUGUAACCUUUCAUGUUAUUAAUGAGCAUAAUGACUUAUAAUAAAAAUAACUACUUU